Molecule: messenger RNA, 1354 nt
Organism: Procambarus clarkii (red swamp crayfish)
Lineage: Eukaryota; Metazoa; Arthropoda; Malacostraca; Decapoda; Cambaridae
Product: acidic mammalian chitinase
Biological process (GO): carbohydrate metabolic process; chitin catabolic process
Cellular component (GO): extracellular region
Molecular function (GO): chitin binding; chitinase activity
Source: RefSeq, a predicted model, not a curated record
UACCUGUGAACUAUGCACAGAUAACGAGCAGGUGGAAAAGUACUUAAGGGAGCGGCCGCAGGCAUCUACCCGCCAUCGUCAUGAAGUUCCUGACAGUGAUUACGUUACUCGCCCUCACGCUCACUCUAACUGAGUGUGUGGUGGUGUGCUACCUGGAGUCAUGGGCCGUGUACCGCAGCGGUAAUGGUAAAUUUGACGUGGGGGACAUAGAUACCAGAAUUUGCUCUCACCUUAUCUUCGCAUUUGCUGGCCUCAAUUCCACUGGGCAGAUCCAGGUACUCGACCCAUUCCAUGAACUCUGCGAGAACGGUGGAGAGUGCGCCUAUGACAGGUUUACAGCCCUCAAGGAACAAAAUCCUGCAUUGGUAACCUUGUUGAGCGUCGGUGGCUGGAACGAAGGCUCCACAAACUUCUCCAAGGUGGCAGGAGACCCAGCAUUGAGGAAGACGUUCGUCGACACCUCCUUAGCACUCCUCAAGGAGCAUGGCUUCGACGGUAUAGAUAUAGACUGGGAGUACCCUACCCAGAGAGGCGGCGUGCCUGAAGACAAGGAAAACUUUGUGACCUUGCUGAGUGAAUUUCGUGAAGCCCUGCACGCUGAGAACAUGACCCUGACAGCCGCCUUGGCUGGCGGAAAGUUCGUGAUCGACGAGGCCUAUGACAUUCCGGGCAUUGCCGAGCAGGUUGACAUAGCUAACAUUAUGACCUACGACUUCCAUGGAGUGUGGGAGAACUUUGUUCACCACGCCUCUGGGCUCACCGCUUACUCCGCUGACACUGACAGCAACAGCUUCCUCAACGCCGACUUUGCCAUCACCUACUGGAUAGAGGGAGGGAUGCCGAGCACCAAGAUCGCAAUGGGUGUGCCUCUCUAUGCCACUUGCUGGACCCUGGAUGACCCUACCCAGACUGAUUACUACUCCCCUGCCAGCAAUCCCGGUCAACCAGGGCCAUGGACCGAGUUAGAGGGCACGUUGGCCAUCAACGAGCUCUGCUACUCGCAGACGGCGGAGCCAGAUGCUUGGGUGAUAGAGACUGCUGCAGGCAUGAACGAGCCUCAUACUUAUCGUGACAGUCAAUGGUGCUCCUACGAAAACCGCACCUCUGCCGGUAUCAAGGCAAACUACGCCAAGAACCACAACCUGGCUGGUGUGAUGGUGUGGAGCAUCGACAUGGACGACUUCCAAGGGAACUGUUACUCCCGUACCUUUGAGCUCACCAGAAUCAUGUUCGAGGUACUCGGCAGAUGCUAAUGAGUUUAGUACCUCUGAGAACACCUGCUCAAAUUAUUAGGUCGCUGCAUUGAAUCUUUCUUGAUUACAUGUCCUUAAAUCCUAAUAAAUAGUGAAGCACA